This is a messenger RNA of Hemicordylus capensis (graceful crag lizard), 11969 nucleotides long. It is a transcript of the gene PDXK, whose product is annotated as pyridoxal kinase. Gene Ontology annotation, cellular component: cytosol. Lineage: Eukaryota; Metazoa; Chordata; Lepidosauria; Squamata; Cordylidae. The coding region runs from base 543 to 1487 and encodes 314 amino acids. The record is from RefSeq and is a predicted model, not a curated record. The transcript has 11 exons. Gene Ontology annotation, molecular function: pyridoxal kinase activity. Gene Ontology annotation, biological process: pyridoxal 5'-phosphate salvage.
GGCACGAUGUCAGGAAGGGGGCAAUUGUGCAGGCGUCUCUGCUGCGGACGCUGCGCGUGAGCGGCCGGCUGCGAACACCAGCGGCGGAGUAUGGCGGAGGCGGGCGGUUAGCCCGUUGCUGCCGCCUCGCAGCAGGGCCCCCCUCCCCGUCCUUGGUGUGGAAUGCGGGGGCUGCUCGCUCCUUGGGCGAGCCUUCGCCUCCUGCUGCUGGGCGGCGUGUGCGGGUGCCUUUAAAUGGCUUUAGCGGGAGCGGCUGCCGACUCAGUCUCAUCUGUGAUGUAAGAAGAGACUUUAGGUGUCUGCGCCGAUCGCCUGACUUCUCCCGUCGCCGCCGCUGCUGCUGCUGCUACGGCGGCUCCUUCUCUCCCUGCCGUCCUUGGCCGCCCUGCUGGGUGGAUGGUGCUGAGCAGCAGUGCCCGCAACUAGCAAGCAGCUGCGGUUCCGGGUUGCCCUUUGCUCCUGCCUCUGGCCAGCCUAGAUUGCUGCUGCAGGCUGCCCUCACGCGCUUCAGCUCUCCUUGUUCAGCCGCCGGGUGCGCAGGCAUGGAAGAAGGGGAAGAGUGCAGGGUGCUCUCCAUCCAGAGCCAUGUCGUGCGGGGCUACGUGGGCAACAAGGCGGCCACCUUCCCCCUGCAGGUUUUGGGAUUUGAGAUUGAUACGGUGAACUCUGUUCAAUUUUCAAAUCACACAGGUUAUGACCACUGGAAAGGACAAGUGUUAAAUUCAGAUGAACUUCAUGAACUGUAUGAAGGACUGAAGUUGAACAAUGUCAACCACUAUGACUAUGUACUUACAGGCUACACAAGAGAUAAAUCAUUCCUUGCAAUGGUGGUUGAUAUUGUUCAAGAGCUUAAACAACAGAACUCCAAUGUGGUAUAUGUGUGUGAUCCUGUGAUGGGUGACAAAUGGAGUGGAGAAGGCUGUAUGUAUGUUCCAAAAGAUCUUCUUCCAGUUUAUAAGGACAAGGUUGUGCCUGUAGCAGACAUAAUAACACCUAAUCAGUUUGAGGCUGAGUUACUUACUGGCAGAAAGAUACACACUGAAAAAGAAGCUAUAGAGGUAAUGGAUAUGCUUCACAAUAUGGGACCAGAGACUGUAGUAAUCACCAGCUCAGACUUGCAGGCACCUUCAGGAGAUGAUUACCUGAUAGCCUUAGGAAGCCAAAGGAGAACUUCAGCAAAUGGCACCACAGUGACACAGAGGAUCCGAAUGGAGUCCCCCAAAGUAGAUGCUGUCUUUGUUGGAACAGGAGACCUGUUUGCUGCCAUGCUCUUGGCUUGGACCCACAAGCAUCCAGACAAUCUUAAGGUGGCAUGUGAAAAGACAGUAUCAGCCAUGCAGCAUGUCUUGCAGAGAACCAUCAAGAGUGCAAAGGCCCAAGCUGGUGAAGGCAACAAACCUAAUUCAGCCCAGCUGGAACUGAGGAUGGUUCAAAGCAAAAAGGACAUAGAAAACCCAGAGAUUAUAAUAAAAGCUACUGUGUUAUAAAGGUUGUAUAUCUCCCAACAACGCACAAUGUAUUGAUGUCCUCAUUUUCUUUCCUGUAAAUUGUAAUGUUUGCCUUAGAUCUGUGACAGAAACCUGACUUCCAUGAAAUAGUGCCCAGCAUAGUUGAGAUCCACUACCAAGCACAUGUGCUGGCCUUGCUUGGAUUAAGAAGACAAGUUAGGUGUAUUAUGACUCCCUCCCAGGUAUCAAAAUGGCUGUCAGAUUAAUUCAGUCUUGUUAUGAAUCCUGGGCACGGAAGCCCAAGGUUUCCUGCCUUGCCAAAGACUUCAGAAUGCAUUUGUUAGUGGAAUGACUGGCUGGAGUGUAUAUACUGUGGUAAAGCGUUUAGUGCCAAUUGAGUAGGUUACCUUUUCCAUUAAAUGAAGAGACUGGGUAGCCUGCUGAAAUGUUCAGUACCUCAAUCACUCUGGAACAAAAAGUAGAGGGAGAUUUGGGUGAAGUGCGAGGAAGGGUCUGAAGUUAGCUUUUAGGUAUUCCGUGCAGGCCUUGGAGAUAUAACGACAUGUUGUUGAGAACUGCUCCCAUUUCUGGUCUGUGAAUAAAUGCAAGACUCCAAUAUCCAGAGGUGCUAAUCCUUUAAUCUCAAGCAACCCAAAGUAUCCCAUGUCACUUUUUGUUUCCACCUUCCUUCUCUCCAGAAAGAAAUGAGUAAAAGAAAAUGGUGAUCUACCUCCGAUAGAUUUUUCUUGUCUCCAUUGUAUCAAAAGGCUUGCACUAUGUAAGUUUCCUUAGUCAGUACUUAUUAUGAAAUCUGAAUACCCUAGUUUAUUUUCUAAUGGCUAGCGGAGUGAAAGUCGGUGUUAUUUGUUGAGACCAAUUCACUGUUUAUGACCACUGGUCAACAGAAACCACCGGAGUGUGCACCUAUUUCACAGAAAGAAAAAUAAAGAUAGUAAUUAAUAAAGCAUCAUAUAAUCAGUAGGUCAGUGAGAUACAUACUUCCACCAAAGGCCCAACCAUGCACUUCUGUUGCACAGCCUCCAUGCCUUUCAAGGACACUUGUGCAGGAAUCUCUUCCAAGCCUAGUGGAAAUGAAUGUAGGUUACAUAAUAGUAGUUUGGGGGUAACUGCAUCCAGAUUUACCACCUUUUUCAGUACUGGUCCCAUAUCUCCCAGAACUAUUCUUAAUUUUUCACUCCCAAGACCCAGUUAUCUAAGCAUUCCAGUGAAUGUUCAACUUACUUAAAUACCUUGAAAAUCAGCACAGGAGUCCUAGAUUCUAUGUUAUGUGCAAUUAUUUACAAUUAUUAAAAUAAUAACUUAAUUUCUUAGAUGCUGAUAAUAUAUUAGACCCAGGGUUCUCCACAUUCAGAAAUAGAGUCCUGUUAUUCCUGCUUCUUUCCUUCUCCCCACCCACCCGUAAACAACAUGGAUAAAUUGACAUUUGUUCUGUUCAUUCUCUCUUUCUUGGGAUGAAACAGGGUAGCAAAGCAAUCCAUAUUCAUUGCCCUGCACGAUCCAUUCCAUUGUACUUUGUAAAGUAUUUGUAGGUAUUGUUAUUUUCUCCUUCCUUGGAAAUAUAACCAGGGUAUUUUCUUUGCCAUUCUUAUUAGAUGAUUGGUUCUUUUCUUGGAACCUCUCUGAAAAGGGAUUCACGCAAAAGUGCAUGCUGCUAUUACCAGAGAGUCACGUGGCCCUUGAACCACUUCUGUGCAGAUUGUGCACUCUUGUUAGAAUCUUGGGAAUUUCCAGCCUUCUUUUAUUAAAAAUAACCACAUUUUAAACCCUCAUAGUUGCAAAGGGUAGUUAACCCUUUCCAAAGUGGUCUUUAGCACCAAACGAGUUUCCCACUCUUGCCUGGUUUCAAGGAUAGGAUAGGCUAAUGCAGGCUUCCCCAAACUGCGGCCCUCCAGAUGUUGCUGAACUACAACCCCCAGCAUACCCAGCCACAAUAAAUUGUGGCUCGGGAUGCUGGGAGUUGUAGUUCAGCAACAUCUGGAGGGCCACAGUUUGAGGAAGCCUGGUCUAAUGCCUGCAAAGUUUUUUCCCCCUCCAGAGGAAGUCUUCCCCCCCCCCCCGCUAAAGAAUGACCAGUGACAAAUAAGCAUAUUAGGGACACACAAGAAAAAAACCUCUUCAGCCUACAGGCCCUACAUUGUCUGCCUGUCCCUUGCAGACUUAGAAGUGCAAACUCCUCUUCAGACUUAAAAUUCUUGUCGCUCUAGCAUGCCCUUCAUGUUCCAGCCACAGCCUUCCAAUAUAGACUCUCGGCAUCCAGAGUGUCUGAAUUUGCCUGUGAAAGAUUCUGAACCACAGCAUCCCUUGAGUGCCUUCCUAACAUCUUGUUCCUGGCCACUUCUACCCAAUUCUGAAGCUGCAUUCUAUUCUCUUAUUACGAAAUGGGAGUCCAGGCAGCUUCAGAGAUGGUAGCAUUUCUUCAUCCAGUAACUUCAUACAUUAUAUAGAUGUGGGAGAAGAGAGCAAGAGUGGCGCAUCUUACCAUGAGAGAGUUAUGUCAGGUUUUCUGUAGAAAGUGUGAAAAGACUAAGCACAAGGGACUCCUGCGUAUCUCCCCUUAUUUCUGCAUAACAUCUGGAGAUGCCUGAAUGGAAUAAUACAUGUGUUUCUUUAGCAGAAUCAAGAAUGUGAAUAUGGCCUUGUGUAUGUCUCAGCCUUACAUUCAACUCUACUAUUUGUUUGCGCAGUGUUUACAAUUAGUACUGAUAUGCUUAAAUCACUCACAGCCAUCUUCCGCCAUCCUAAAGUUCUUAUCAGAUCUGAGGCAAACUGCAAUCUUUUUUUUUUUAGCAAAUCUGAGGGAAAUACUUUCUCUUUAAAUAUAUUUAAUGAUCAAACACCCUUUUGUUUUUUCUUCCAUUUAAUAAUUAGCAGUUUAUCAGCUCUGACAUACUCUACAGGUUAAAGUGGUCCUUUCUGUUUAAAUAUAGAAAUUUCCCCUCUUAUUUCUAAAUUUUACGGUACUACCUAUAGUCACUACUGCUGUGAAAUAACCUUUUAGCAAUAAAAAGUGGGUGAUAUGGUAGUUUCCUAUUGCAUGAGAUUCCAGUCCUUUUCAUGUUGACAGACGCAAGCAAAAUAUUCCCCUCUUUCAGCAAUUGCUAUUUUAACCCAGCUGAUUCCCCCCCCCCCGUUCUCAUACAACUGUAUACAAUACCCAAUAUGUAGCUGCUGAACAAAAAUUAGUCAGCAUUUUAAAAAGAGAGAUUUUACUUAUAAAAUGUGGUGGGGUUUUUUUGUUUUUUGUUUUAAUCAUGGACUCUAGCUGAUUAUUUAAUGGCAGCACAGAAUAUUCUAAGGAUAAAAAUGUCUUUGUACUGAUAACAUUCCAUGUUGACAUCUCCAGCCAUUUGUGGAGGCUUGGAAAGAAUCAGUCUCAUGAUCAGUCCUUGCUUUCUUUCUCCUUGGUGGGUCUGUUAGUGGUACAGCAUUAAUGUUGUAACAAAAGGUAAUUCAGACUCUUCAUAUCUAUCAGAAAAAAGAUCUGAGUUCUUUUUUGAAACCUCCUCUCAUUAUAUAAUACCUGCUAUCAGUGGAACCUUCGUAAAACAAGUGGUUUAAUUAAGAAAUCACCUAACUCCUUUCUUGUCCCUCUUUGUUGUGUUGGAACUAAUAUGCAUUCACUAGAAUUAAAAACUUUAGCAUUGUUUUCCAUAGAUAAAUGGGAGCAAGUAGCUUCAUUAGUGAUUUUUUAAAAAUUGAGAUGAAUUUUAAUUUAGUACAGAGUUUUGAUACAUACAAUGUUCUCAAAAUGCCUUUUCCUAUAGAAUGACAAGUGAGAUAGCUGUAAACAUAACCCAGGAAUCCAGCUAGUUUGCAGUCUAAUACCCUCAGAGGAAAGCACAUUUCCAAAGGUGCUUUGCUUUCCAAACCAACCUGUAACUUGGUUUGUAGCAUAAGCUGGACAAAAUUACACAUCAAGAAAGCACAAGCAAAAAUUAAUAAUAAUUUUUUUAAAGCAAGCUUUUUAGAGAUCACUGUUAUUUACCAGUCCAGUAUGCUAACCUUGGUUGAAGACUGUGGAACUCCUUUGUAUAGUGACUGCUGUUCAUCACCUGUGUAAGGCCUGUGCUGCUGCAGAGUAUUAUUUCAGUGCUUUGAGUCCUAGAAGGAGAAUCACUGAAGGAAAUGGUAUUUUAAAAAAACACCUAGCAAAUUAUUUUUAGACUACUUUUUAAUUGCUGUGAUUUUUGAAAAUUUGUGCAGCACUUGUCUACAUUUUUUCUUUCAGAACCAGAUGUAAGCAAUACUUUGCAUAAACAGCACAGUGGUGUAAAAUCAGUUUUUUAUGCCUUUCUUUUCUUUUGGAUGUCACACACACACACACACACACACAGGUUCCAAUGAUUAUUGAAAUUGGAAACCUACGGAGCAGCUAACAAAUACUCUACUAACUCCUCCUAUUUAUAUUUUGGCAAGUUAGUUUAAAGGAAUGAGCAUCUCGUGGGGUCAUGUCCCAUUUACAGAUCCGUCCAUGGGCAGCCUUAUCCUUAAAACAAAACUGCAUCAGCCCAUCCUCUCUCCAUCAGGAGGAGCUAUUACUCAUAUUGCAUAGAUAUCUUGCCACCACAGUCAGUGUUCAAAUUACAAGGGGGCCUGAAAUCCUUAGUUUUUGUGUUGGCCCCCUUAGCUACUGGGGGAAGCAUAGCAUGACUAAAAUGGAAAGGGAAUGGGGUGGAGCUUCUGGAGUAAGGGCCCCCUUACUUUUCUCUCCUGUAAUUCAAGCACUGGUACAGUUCCUAUGUUCCUCAGAGCCACGACCUAGCCUCUGCACAAGUGUGUAAAGAUCUGUGCUUUUGCAGAGGAUGAGGUAUGUUGAAAAAGAGGGAAAGUUGGCAGUAGCAGAUUCAUUUUUUGUUAUCGAGCAACAAAAUGGUUGAGGGGAAAGGCAAGGUCUUCCUAGAGUUGUAGGCUGUAAUGAACCUCUUUCUCUUCUCCACAAGCCUCUUGAGCUCCUUUUUGAUAGAACACGCAUCCUUCUUUCUCCCAGCCUUCAUGCAGUGGGGACAUUUGGGCUACUCAGCUCAGAGGAUCAGGCUAAAAAUGAAGCAGACGAGUUUAAACAAAUCAUUUCUCUCUAGUGGUGGCAGAGGCAUAAACAUCUCUUGGCAGAUUAGAACCAAGUUAAACAUGUACUGCAGCAGUUCUUAUGGCUGUCUUAACAAAACGGAAAGCUGGUGUUAUCUAGUGUAGCUCAUUUGUGUUUACUUCCACUUUUUGUAAAGAUCUUUUCAAUGUGCCUGUAAAGCUGUUUUGAUUAUUGUGAUUACACUUCCUUGUGGAGCACAAGGGGCUAACUCCAUGUUAACAUACAAGUACAUGUAACAGAGCUCCAGUGAUGCUCUUUUUUAAAAGAGAGAGAAUGAACAAUGGUUUUGAGAGAGGAGAGUUUGAGCAUAGCAGUGUGAGCAGAGAAUGGAUUAAGCACUCCCACUGCUGCUUCUCUGCUCAAAAUCCCCUCCCUCCAUUUUUUCUUUUUUUGGUUUAAAGUACAGGGUCUGGGCUCCAUUACAUGCAUGUGCAUGUAACGUGUGGUUAGUUCCUCAGCAGGACCAAAAUUCAUGUAAAAUGAAAUAUUUUCUGAGCUUGACUCCAGCUUUUAUGUACCCAUCAUUCUUUCUGACAUCCUUGAGCCAACAUUUAGUUAAAGUAAAUAGUGUAGAAAAACUGUCAUUUGUGGACCCUUAUCCUUUAUUGGUUUUAAGAAUCUAUAUUAAAAUGGUUUAUGUUUUAAAUGUUUAUUUGCCAAAUUGCAUUAAAAAUGCAACAAAUCUGUAAUCAGCGCAAUAUUUUAAAAGAAGAAAUAAGCGGACCAAGAUUUCUAGCUAAAGAUACUGCCUUGUUAAGAGUAAAUCUUAUACGUAUCUUGAUUGGGUGGUGUUAAUUCAUUGUCUGUCUGGUACUGUUGCAGUGAUUGUACUUGUCUCUUAAAUUACAGUAUGUGGCAAGAAAGAUUGUAAUAAAAAUAUCUAUGUUUAAUAACACUGUGCAUAACUAUUGUUUAGAUUCUAUUUUGAAUAUGUUUGGACACUUAAGAAUUAAACAAAAUAAUAACAAAUGGAUAGUGUUGCUGCGUCAGACUGAUAACAAUGAUGUUGUUAUUUUUAUGUGAACACUUGUUAGUAGAUAGAGCUCCCACAUGAAAUAUGUAACUGGAACCAAGCUAAACAUAGAAGAAGCUCUUGAAGCCCAUUCAGAUGGCCAAACUACACCAUGGUAUGCACUUCCACCCAGAGGUCACUUGGCCAUCUAUAUCAUCCUCUCAAGUGGCAAGGACAUUUUUAACAUGCAUGAAGUGUAGGACGUGGUAGAAUGUGUAGCAAAAGUGUCAUUUUGGUUGGGUGUUAAGAUGCAUGCGUUUAUCAAGAAAUGUUGAAAAAUCUUACCGGAAAGUGAAACAUUAAUAUUGAUUGACAAAUGUGGGGUGGAAUUUCACAUUUGCCAGAUAGGCAACAAAUUUUGAUUCAUCUUCUGCUUAGGUCAUUCAUGACUGAAAAAUAGCAGGUCUCUGUAGGACCUUCAUCCUGAAAGGUGUCAGUAGUUCAUUGAUCAUCAUAACUGGAUAUGUGGUUGAUCAAAGCAUGAAAGUAGUAUAUUUAUUACUAGAAUAGUUGCUGUGAAUGUAUAUUAAUAAUAUUUUACAGGGCAGAUUUGAUUGUAUAAAUGGAUUCCUUGCUCUCAUCUGUGAACUGCUUACAAAAGGAUCUCUACUCAGGAGAGCUAGGAAUUUUCAAUGGCAUAAGGAGAGCCAGCCGUAGCAACAAAUAAGUAGAGCUUUGACACAACCCUCCUUCCCCUGUUUUCUGACAUCCAUCAUCCUAUGGCUCUAGGACCGAAGAUUUUAUGGGCCAUAUAUAAUCUGCUGGUGGUAAAAAACAUGAUUUGGAUAUUUUGUUUCUUUAAAGAGACCCUAGUUAUAGUUCAUCCUCUGGUCCCUCUUCUCAUUUAACCAUAUAAUUUUUGGUUACCUGACUUUGAGUGUUUAUUGAGCAAAGGCUGUAAUCUAAGAACUUUUUGCUUCAUUCUGAACUACACAUAAAAUUGAAAUGUGAGGGGACAGUUGUAUCAGAAGCAGCAGCACAAUUACAGCUUAGUUAGAGUUCUGGAGUUCCUCUAUAAGGAUUGUUCUCAGACAUUUAAGUAAAGUCCACUAGUUAAGACAUAAAGAGAAGGCCUUGAAGAUGGCACUUAUGGCAGAAUUGGAAAGAUGACAAAAAGGAGAAAUGAAUUGCUGUUUACACUGAAAUAAGAGGUAGCUAACCAGAAAGGUGGGAUAUGUUUGCUUUUUAAUCUCUAGGGUUAGCUUCUUGGGAAUGAUUGUCCCAUUUAGCCUCUUAGAAAUGAUUGCCCCAUUCCUUUCAUUCAGUUCUCCAAAAUUCCAGCCCUCAAGCUAGAUGAUGCCACCAAGAAACCUUUCAUGCAAUUGUUAUCUAGUAUGCCAAGCUUGUUGGCCUCAGGCACAUGCUUUUCUGACUAGAUGUGUGUUUAAAAGCCAUAGCUGGAUGCAAACAUCUGCAUUCAUGGAACCUAAAAUCAAGGAAGCCCAUAGAAGGUACUGCUGAGCAUAAGGCAACUGUGCCAUAUAUUGCUAAGUGGAAAUUACAUGCAUUAUUUACAUAUUGCCUUUUCAUUGCAUUGCUACUUAGAUUAAUAAUUGUGUCUAGAAGAAUGUGGCAUGGUGUGUGUGUGGGUGGGUGGGUGUGUGAAGUUCUAGCAGCAAUGGGGUAGAACUAGAAUUUGAGGGCUGACAGUGCAGGCUAUCGGAAAGGGAGAUAAAAGUAUAUAUUUUUAUAGAUAGUUAUGUAAUUUUAGAUCUCAGCUGCACCAUAUCAACCUCUUCAGGAAUGUACAGGGAAGAUAGAAGAGGGUGGGUGUAGAAUAUGAGAAAGAUAGUUCCAUCAGUCCCAACAGCUGGGAUUAUCCAUAAUUAAUGGAUUUAAUUAAUAUAUAAAGAUGCCUUUGAAAUAUAUUUUUAGCUUUAAAAUAUUAAAUGGAUAAAUAUUUACAAGUGAACUUUCCAUGUAUUUAACAUUGGUGUAGUGCUUUGUAUUGAAGAAAUUGAGCUGUUAGAUGUUUAUACCUCUUAUUAAUUGUUCUGGAGUUGUAGAUACAAGGUAGAUAAAUGGUUUUUAUGGCAGAAAAAAUAAUCUGUGUGUGGUGUGUAAAUUGCGUGUAAUGCCAGUGGCCUCAGUCCCAAUGAAACUGUAUAUUUUCUGGCUAGCAUAUGUGACUUUUAUUCAUUUUGUAGUAAAGUUUACAUGCUACAACUGUAGGAUGAUUAUAAUAAAGUCAAUGAACUACUUAUGUGAAGGCCGAGAACUAAUUAACUCAUGGAUUUAAUAUUUUAAGGAAGAAAAUCAAGUUGUCCCAAACUUGAAGUGUGGGGCUAGACCACUAUUGUUCUAACUCUUUCUAAGUUUAUUCUCUGCAGUGUUCACUGUAAGUCUGCUUAGAUUUAUGAAACUUAAAAUGGUGCAAGAUGUUUCACCAUUUUUUUUUUUGACAGAAGUAUUUAAUCUGGACAGAGAAGAACUCCCCUUCCAGGGUCUCCCUACCUCUUACCGAUGUAGUUAUGAAAAAGUGGGAAUAGUUAAGGACUAGUCCAUAAAACUUACUGCUUGCUCUGGCUAAGUAAAAUGGAAGUGAGAACAUUGUGAUAUGCUACUCUGCCAGCUUCCUCCUCAAGAGAGCAGGGGUAAGAUUCCUUUUUUUAAAUCUUCAGUUUACUGUUUAAAUGUUCCUAAUUGAUUUUGAAGUUCUUGUGAGUUUCAGAAUGGCCAAGUGCCAAAAGAUCUCAUGCACUAGGAAGUUGUUGUGCCACCCAUUUUUUGUUCAGUCAAGGAACACAAGCUCCCAGACAGCCUUCUUAAGGGAUAAGCUAGGCGGGGAUCUGGGGAGUAUGUCCAGAACUUUAUUUCCUCAGCAACAUUAGUGAAAAAUAGAGAUUCAAAAUUAAGUAUGAUUCCUUCCUUCAGGACUUGUGGGACUACUGUUUGCAGACUCUCCUGAUGAUGAGUCACAAUAGUGUGUUCGGUGGCAAACUACAAAAAGUUACACAGUCCUUGCCCUGAGGUUUAGGAUAGAUUUGCCAGUGGUGGAGAGAAAGGAAAGGGUUUUCAUAAAUAGCAAAUAAUGGGUUGGAUGGACAGCAAAUAGCACAGGGAAUUUGGUUGUAGUUUAGAUAAGGCCACAGUGACAUGUUUCUGAUCUUGAAUGGCCCUCCUAGAAUGUGGAGAGCUCUUGGAAUUCUAAUGGCUCUUGCACAACAGCACAUGUGCGGGGGGGGAGGGGGAGUUGCAUGAAAGCUCUCAUUGUGCCCAUAUAGUCCCUCAAAGUACUUAUGCUUUGUUAAUCAGUUCCUGACUGUAAAUGAAUAGGCAGAAGUGAUGAUACAUUUGAGGACUGAUGGGGAAAAGGUAGACUGGGUGCAGCAACAUGUGUUUUUUCCCUGGCUUUAAACCCAUUUGUACUGUCUUAAGCAAUGAUUUGUAACAUCACAUUUGUGCGAACAGGAAAUAGAAGUGGGUUAGAACAUACAAGAAGUGCAUAUCUAUAAAACAUUUGGAUUUUUGCUAAUCUUACUGGGGCAAGGCAAGGUGGUUUUUUUCCUCCCAAAACUUAAACAAACACACAACCAAUCAGGUCUGCUUCAAAAGACCAUUCCAAAAGAGAAUACUUGCAAUGGCCCAUUGGCCUGGCAUCGUGUUGUCAUUUUAUUUAUUUAUUCAUUCAAUUUCUAUACCGCCUUUCCAAAAAUGGCUCAGGGCGGUUUACAUAGAGAAACAACAAAUAAAUAAAAUGGCUCCCUGUCCCCAAAGGGCUCACAUUCUAAAAAGAAACAUCAGGUAGACACCAGCAACAGUCACUGGAAGUACUGUGCUGGGGGUGGAUAGGGCCAGUUACUCUCCCCCUGCUCAGUAAAGAGAAUCACCAGGGUAAAAGGUGUCUCUUUGCCAAGUUACUUGAGAGAGUAACAUAACUUUGUCAUCUGAAGGCUGUGUUUCACAAGUGGGACUGAGAGGCUAGUUGGAUAAUUCAGUAAUCAUUUAAAUUAAUGUUAAUUUGCAACAUCUUCUAAACUGUCAAAAGAGUGAGUAGGCAUUAAUGAAGCCUAAUAGGAUUUAUUAACAAUUUAGUGGCAUAUAGAUUUGGUCAGAACCUAGUGACUUUCUCUUUGUUGUAAGGUUAUUUCUGCUCUGUGAACAACAUGGAUACCACAAGAGGGCACACGCUUUGCUGGGAGCAUUGCCUAUACAAGGUCUGUUAAAAUUAGUGUACACUUCCCAUUCAUUUUAGUGGUUCUUACAUGGGAGAAGAUCCCAACAGUUGUGUUCAGAAUCUACUGUCUCAUGUAGUACUGAAUGUAAAAAUAAAACAGGGUGUGUCUUUUGUGAAAGUCUUUACAAUUUCUUAAUAUGAUUAAACAGAUAUUUUCAUUGUGUAUACUGUAAGUGGAAUGUAAUUCCAUUUUUUCCAAUAAAAUAUAUUUCUUUUUGUAACCUU